GCUCAGAGAGGAAGAGGGAGACGGAGGCAGGUGAAGGCAAACAGAAAUCAAGAGGGGAAGGGGGGAAAAAGCAAGAUGAAGGGGAGAGAAGAAAGGAGAGCUGCCUUUUGUAAAGCAAACUGAGAGAAACACAGAGACCGAAGCGGUGAGAGCUGGAGAAACCUACAAGUCUCACAGCGAAUGGAGGGAGACGGAGGAGGAGGAGUAUGAUGCUUCGGUCCUGCUCUGCCUGAACCAAAUCAGAAGUGAAAGAAGGAGCAACAGGAAGGAACAGAAGAAAUCCUUAAAAAAUAGCCGUGAGAAGCCAUAAAAAGAGAGAGAGAGAAAGAGAGAGACAGAGAGAAGGAAGAAAUUAAGAUAAUGGAGAAGAGCUCGAGCAGAGACACUGAUCGCUGGUUACUCCAGCUCACAUGAGUGUAUGGACCCGAGCCCAGCCACAGUUACUACAAGAUGCUGUCAAAAAAAGAAGUGUGAAGCGGCGGCGUGUUAGCGUGCAGGUGAUGGAUGUCUGUUUGCACAAACUGCAGCUGCUCCUUGAAACUCAGCAGAAGUAGACAAGAGCUUGUGUGUCUGUUCGAUCAGGUGUAUGUAAGAACAUAUGACAGAACAGCUGCUUAGGGUUUAAACGUGGGUCAGGAGCAGCCAGAGGAGCGAAACGAGGUGGAAAGUGGCAAAACACGCUCACAUGAGGAAGCGCAUGGACAGAGAAGAACACAGAUACUAAAGACUGUGUGCAGCUCAUGUAGUCCAGAGAUCACUCUGAGCUUCUUCAGGGUUCCUUACACUGAGAUAGCCACCUGAAGCCACUCUCUACCUCAUCUCAACACAACAAGUGGAUUUGAAGACUCAGAGUACAGGACUCUUACAGCAGUUCUGGUUCUCCUCCUGACUGUGAAGCCCACUGUGGGGGCAGUCCUGAUUUUCUGUACCCAGUGGAUGCCUCUUAGCUCCAACCAUGGGAGAAUGGACCAUCUUAGAGCGCCUCCUGGAGGCUGCCGUGCAGCAGCACUCUACUAUGAUAGGAAGGAUCUUGCUGACAGUAGUGGUCAUCUUCCGCAUCCUGAUUGUGGCCAUUGUUGGAGAGACAGUGUAUGAAGAUGAACAGACGAUGUUCAUAUGCAACACUCUGCAGCCAGGCUGCAACCAGGCCUGCUACGACAAAGCCUUUCCGAUUUCCCAUAUCCGCUACUGGGUUUUCCAGAUUAUACUGGUAUGCACGCCUAGCCUCUGCUUUAUCACCUACUCUGUCCACCAAUCAGCUAAGCAGAGAGACAGGCGCUACUCUUUUCUCUAUCCAAUAAUGGAGAAGGAUUAUGGUGGAAGGGAUGGAACGCGAAAGCUCCGCAACAUAAAUGGAAUUUUAGUUCAACAUGGUGGUGAUGGUGGAGGAGGGAAGGAAGAACCAGACUGCUUGGAAGUGAAGGAGAUCCCAAACGCCCCAAGAGGCCUCACCCAUGGAAAGAGCUCCAAAGUGCGAAGGCAAGAAGGGAUCUCACGCUUUUACAUCAUUCAGGUGGUGUUCCGCAAUGCACUUGAGAUCGGCUUUUUGGCAGGCCAGUACUUCCUUUACGGCUUCAGUGUGCCUGGGAUUUUUGAGUGCGACCGCUAUCCAUGUCUCAAAGAAGUGGAGUGUUAUGUGUCUCGGCCAACAGAAAAAACGGUUUUCCUGGUGUUCAUGUUUGCGGUGAGUGGCAUCUGUGUGGUGCUCAAUCUGGCUGAGCUCAACCACCUUGGCUGGCGUAAGAUCAAGGCAGCCAUCAGGGGCGUUCAGGCUCGCAGGAAGUCAAUCUGCGAGAUCAGGAAGAAGGACAUGGCUCAUCUGUCGCAGCCGCCCAACCUGGGACGCACUCAGUCCAGCGAAUCAGCCUAUGUUUGACUAGGAUGAUGAAGAGAGAAACUAAAGGAAGAGUGGGAUGAAUGUGAAAGAGAGAGAGUGAAUUAAUUAAGAUUUUAAUUUUGUAUCGCAUGAAGGUCAGAAAAAAACAACCUUCCUUCUGUGAUGAUGGAAAGAAAUAGAAUGUGAAAAAUCUAAAACUCAAGCCCUGCUGCUUAGAGAAUCAAGAGAGGGACGAAGAAGAUGACAAACCUUGUACCAGGACAAAAAAAGUUUUGUUCUGUGAAAAGAACAUAAUUAACAGUGAUCUCAUGGGGAGAAAUUCCUGCCAUUUUAUACUUUUUUGUCUUUUGUAACUAAUUACCUUCUCUGCCCCAUGUAAUGGGAAGAAUCUUAUCCUCACGGGGCUGGAGAGGGAAGGACUAUGUAAUAGAGCAAGAGAGAAGAGAAUGUAAGGGAAGCUGCUUUGUGUUCUCUGGGGAUAUUGGAAGAUGACUUUGGUGUUUGAUGCAAUCCAUUGGUGCUUUUCAUCUGGACUAUAUCAGCUUCAGAGAAAAAAAGGGGGGACAGGAUAGGGGAUGGGACAGGGAGGAUGAGCAGCAACAUCAUUAAAAAAGCAACGGAAAGAACUGUCAGAGCAGUGCCAGACUCGAGGAUGAAGGCAUGUUUGGGAGCCAAGGAAGAAAAAGAGGGAGACAUAUAGCUCUGGGAAAGCAUAUGAAACAAGGGGCUAAGAGAAGAGAGGAAAUGUUUUAUCUUUCCUAGCUCUCCACACCGGAGCUUUUGAGGUAAACUGAAGCUAAAGAGAGAAAGAGCUGCCUCUGAACAUUGUGUUUCACUUCUGUUGGAACAUCGACACAAGCCAAACCAAGAGAAACAGACUGAUGAUGUUAUUCUUUGUCUCUUGGCAAAAGAUGAUUUCAACACAAACACAGAGUCACUACCAUAAACACUUUUCCCCUUCCUUCUUCUCUAUCUCCCUCUCUCAGCUCCACAGUUGGCAGCUGCAUAGACGGGAGGCAGGGGGCCUCGAAUGACAGUAAUGACCCCUGCUGCUCUCCUGCAGGGUAAACUUUGGAGAGGUCUUGGUGAACAAAUGGACAGACGGCUUGUUAGCGUCAGUCUCUCCAAAAGCACAAACCAAGCUUCUCUCCUUCAAACUUAUUUGGUGUUCUUAGAGACAAAGAAGAGACAGAACGAGAGGUGCACUGGAAAAUAAGAACUUGUAUGAGAGGAAGAGCACAUCACUUUACUAUAACUUUAAACAAAUUUUAUAAAAUGCAUCACUAUGUUUUUUUUUUUUUUUUUUUGAGAAAGCGAUGGUGCCAUCCUUGAGAUAUUUAAUUAUUGUUAAACAGUAAAAUUGAAUAUAUAUGGUAAUAUUAUUUAUCCAUUUAGAAAAUAUCA
Messenger RNA from Melanotaenia boesemani (Boeseman's rainbowfish), 3241 nucleotides. RefSeq names its product gap junction delta-2 protein (gene gjd1b). The transcript has 2 exons. Gene Ontology annotation, biological process: cell communication. NCBI's taxonomy places the organism in Eukaryota, Metazoa, Chordata, Actinopteri, Atheriniformes, Melanotaeniidae. Bases 956 to 1876 code for a protein of 306 amino acids. The record is from RefSeq and is a predicted model, not a curated record. Gene Ontology annotation, cellular component: connexin complex.